GUGACUGCCAGGAGACUGCGCGAGACGGGAGUGCAAGCUUAGGUUUUCACCGCACUCCACCCUGCCAACCCAGUCGCCAGGUUUUCUACCGGCUGGCCCGGCCCGGGUAGAACCAUUGUCUAGAGAGAGUGACAGAGACAGAGACAGACAGAGCUGUCUAGAGAGGCUUGUACUGAGAGUGUUAGGGGCAGAGGUCAGAGGCUCUAGGGGCGGAGGUCACAGUGGGGGUUGUCCUGCAGAGGCAGGAGGGUCACAGGCGCCACCCAGGCGUACGGAGCGUCGGCCCCUUUCUCCGACCUCUCCCCAACCUACGCCUGUCUCCCAGCCUCGCUUCAUUCACAAAGUCCCAGCACUCAUUCACGCGCUCUGAACGGGCUCCCCGCAAGCUAAGGCCGGGGAAUAAAGAAGGCUUCGAAGGCUCCCUCCGAGCUCGCCGCGCCUCGCACCCGCUCUUUUGUCUCUACUGGAAGAGAGGAACCCAGGCCGGGGCUCCCCUGGCCGGUACGGGGACGGGGUAGUGCCCCCCAGCCUCCGAGCGCUGCGCGCGGCCGCCGGGAGGAGGCGAGCCGCCGGAUUUGCCCAACCCCAGGAAAGCGAGCGCGGGGGCGGAGAGGAGUCAGAGAAGGGGAAGGAGGAGGAAGACGGGAGAGCUUGCGAGCUUAGACCCGGAGACGCAGGAAAGGGCGGGAGGCAGAGAGCCAGCGCUGGCGAAGCGGGAACGGCGCUUACUAGUGUUAGAAAACUAAGGCACACUCCGGACGCAUGCGCACGGCCAAUGGAGGCCAGACGGCCCGAGCUUCCCCUCCAGCUAGUCCGGAGGACCCCAGCCUGCCUGUGGGAUCCGAGCAGACCGAGAUGCGGAUGCGACAGAUGUGCAGCGGAAGUGAGACCCAGGGUUCCAUCCCGAGCCAGCAGGGAAUGGGCAGCCGAGGCUCCAAUGCUUGCUGCUUUUGCUGGUGCUGCUGUUGCAGCUGCUCUUGCCUCACUGUCAGGGGCCAAGAAGACCAGGGACCCCAAAGAGCCUCCCACGAACUCAGAUCAGACAUCCCGGCGUGGGAAGAAAGCCCCGCACCCACCCUGGAAGAAGUCUGCGCCUGGGCCCAGUCAUUUGACAACCUAAUGGUCACUCCAGCUGGCAGAAAUGCAUUCCGGGAAUUCCUUCGAACAGAAUUCAGUGAAGAAAACAUGCUUUUCUGGAUGGCCUGUGAAGAACUGAAAAGGGAAGCUAAUAAAAGCACUAUUGAGGAGAAAGCAAGGAUAAUAUAUGAAGACUACAUUUCCAUUCUCUCGCCUAAGGAGGUCAGCUUGGACUCCCGAGUGCGAGAGGUCAUCAACAGAAACAUGGUGGAUCCAUCCCAACACAUAUUCGAUGACGCUCAGCUGCAGAUUUACACCCUAAUGCACAGAGACUCCUACCCCCGGUUUAUGAACUCCGCAGUCUAUAAGGAUUUGCUGAAGUCCUUAGCUGAGAAAGCAGUAGAAGCAUAGGUGGCUUCAAAUCUAUUUAUUAUUAACAAAACAAGAACAUAACUCAUGGACUACAUCUAGCACAGGGAAUUUAGAGAUAGGAUGUCUUGUGCUAGAGUCAUUCUUGGACUGUUGUAAUAACAGAUUCUUCCUCCACAGAGAGCUGUAGAUUCACAGUAGAAACUGUCAGAGAAAAGGUGUAUGACUGCCUUAGAAAGAUAGCACACUCACAUUUACAGUAACAAUAGCAUGUUCUAAAGGGCAGGGCAUGUACUAGCCUCUGUUCUGCAGCAUAGACACACAGAGAGCAAAUGGAAACACUGUUUUGCAUGACUUCAGUACCGUAUUACCCUCCAAAGAAAAGGCAUUCAAGUCUUUCUCCACUAUCUCUUCCUUCAGUUUGAAUACUUCACUUAGGACCAUGCCAGGAUUGGGUCAGAUUUCAUGAAGAUGUGACUAUUCCUUGUAAAAAUGGUAGCCCACCGUGUGUGUGUGUGUGUGUGUGUGUGUGUGUGUGUGUGUGUGUGCGCGCGCGCGCACGCACAUCUGUUGUGGCUGAUAGAAUACACCAUGUGCUUGGUGGGUCACUCUCAAGUGUUUGCUAAGUGUUGCUAAGCAAUGCUUCAAUGAUUCUUCAGUCAAAGAGCAAAGAUAUUAUCAAAAUCUACCACCAUGAAGAAUGAACUUUGAAGUGUGUAGCUUGUCAUGGUCACAGACCCUCAAAUAGGCCUAUUAGAAUUUUUAUUGAAAGAAAUGUGGUUAUUUUCACUCGGAAGAAUAAAACCUAAGAGUUUUC
Molecule: messenger RNA, 2263 nt
Organism: Psammomys obesus (fat sand rat)
Lineage: Eukaryota; Metazoa; Chordata; Mammalia; Rodentia; Muridae
Gene: Rgs20
Product: regulator of G protein signaling 20
Exons: 5
Coding region: 763-1488 (241 amino acids)
Source: RefSeq, a predicted model, not a curated record